Molecule: messenger RNA, 1601 nt
Organism: Malaya genurostris
Lineage: Eukaryota; Metazoa; Arthropoda; Insecta; Diptera; Culicidae
Product: basement membrane proteoglycan-like
Exons: 3
Coding region: 61-1338 (425 amino acids)
Molecular function (GO): protein binding
Source: RefSeq, a predicted model, not a curated record
GUAAGAUGUACAGUCUGUUUUAGAUCAUCGUUCAACGUAAAAUUAAAAAUCCGUUGUAGUAUGAAAACUGUCAAUCGUAUCGUAUUGCAAUUAUCAAUACUAGUUUUGACACUUCAUUCGUGCUUGGCAGUUGACAAAACACCGCUUCGUUACCGACCGUAUCGUUGCCGAAAUGGUUGGACUGUAUCACAAACUGUCCGUUGCGAUGGGUUUCUUAAUUGCGUGGAUGGGUCCGACGAGGAAGGCUGCAUAUCUCCGAAGUGGAUUCAGUUACCUGCUUCAAACAUUUCGAUAGCUUUAGGUGCAUUUAUGAACUUAACCUGCAUAUCCGGAGGUACUCCUGCGCCCAAUAUCGAAUGGAGAUUGAACGGGAAGCAACCAGGAGCGAACUGUGACUGGAUAACCAAGGAAGGCGUUGGAUUGCUCAGUUGUCGAAUGCGAUUGAUCGAUAGUGGAAACUAUAGCUGCGUUGCCAAACAACCAAAGGCAGCUCUGGAAUCGGAAUUAACUCGAGUGAUGGUGACUGGUAACACUUGCAAAGACGGGUUUUUCGAUGAGGCUGGUAAGAGAAAGGCAUGUAUAAAGUGUUUCUGUUCUGGAGUUUCUAGUUUAUGUCAUGCUGCUGAGUUGUAUCGUUGGAACUACACAAUGGCGAUGGAUGAUUAUAAAAUGAAAUACGCGACACUUCAAAACUCAUGGAAAGACAAUCAAGCACAUAUAGCCAACGUCUAUGACAAGCUAAAGGAUGUUCCGGAAAAUGUCACUCCUUACUAUAGACUUCCUUUCAAAUUUAUUGAAUAUCAAGUUGGUUCUUACGGCGGAAUCCUUCGAUAUGAAGUUCAUGUUGACAACGUAUCGUAUUCACGCGACUAUCCGGACAUCAUUUUAAAGGGUUACAACACCACUUUGUUGUUUACAUACAAGCCACAGCUGUUGAUUGGACAGCCAAAUAAGAUAUCUGUGUUACUUCACGAAGCAAACUUUCUCCGUUUAGAUGGGAAGAAGGCAAGUCGAGACGAUCUGAUGACUGUUCUAGCAUACAUAGAAACGUUUCUGAUCAAGAUGUACCCCCUGCGUGGCGCAUAUAAUCCCCGUGGAGUGCUUGUCAUGGAUGCCUCUACCAACCUUGGCUAUCACGGAUUAGGAAAAAUGAAUCGCGUAGAAGAAUGUCGCUGUCCACACGGAUACAGGGGUACGUCCUGUGAACGGUGCGAUUUUGGGUAUAACCGGGCCGCCCGGUACCUGCAAACCGGAAUAUGUAUGCCAUGGGAAUGGCACAGGGAAGAAUACAAAAAGGUAUCAACUUCUACAACGAUGAGAAAUUACCACUAUGUUUAGCAAGUUGCAUUCACGCAUAACCGAAAACUUAUCACUUACUGACAUUGAAUAAGUAUAAUGUUGAAACUUAUCGUGCAAUCGUGCAAAAUGAUUUCAUUUCUUUCUCACACUACCUAUCGCAGUUUCUACCGCAGUUUUGUGUGUACAUAUUUCUACCGAAAGGUGUCUUCUGACACCUUCGCAUUUGAAUGUGAACAAUUGUUAAAACAGAUAAGAUUUCAAAUUAUCAGUUAAAUAAAAAUACUUUGAGCAGUAUAACGAGA